GUUAGGUACUUCGCUACGCAGCCAGCUGAGUCAAAAUGGCGGAGCUCAAGGAAGAGGUCGCGGUGCAGCUUCACCAGGAGGACGCCAGUAUGAAAGAAGACCCUGUGAAGGCGGUAGCAGCAGUAGCAGCAUCUGAGGAUGAUAGCAAACAGAUGUCUGUCAAUAAUGUGACAUCCAGUGAUGCAGUGAAAACUGAGGACCUUCGAGGACAAGCCCCCGUCUCUUCGAUGUCAGAGAGACACGCGUCCAUCCAGACUUCUCUAGAAGGUCUGGAGAUGCUCGUGGAUUUAAAUGGAGCUGGUAGAAAGUCGUGUCCGUUAUGCCCAGAGGAGAAGUUCAAGGCCUGCUACAGCCACAAACUGAGACGCCACCUGCAGAACCUGCACUGGAAAGUCUAUGUGGAAUUUGAAGGUCAGAGGAUGUGUAUUUGUCACCUGCCAUGCAGACAGAUGAAGUCCAGCCAUAGCUUGGAUCAGAGUCAGGCUCGGCUCGUGGCACACUACCACUGUGUGGUGUGCUCGGUCACCAUCGCCCGGAAAACAGACAUGAUCAGCCACCUCAAACGACACUUCAACAAAGGCGAGACCGAAGCGAGCUACUCGGGCACCUCCGAUGCAUCGUUUGAGGAACCGGUGCCAGGUCAGGCGUAUGAGAUCAUGAAAGAACUGGGCACCAAUGUGCAGCUCAUGCCCAACCACAGCACACCCAUGAAGACCGACACUUACUUCAACCGUAAGAUGAAGACCAACAGGCAGUUGGUGUUUUGUGCUCUUGCAGUUCUUGCUGAAGAAAGGAAUCCUCUAGAAUGUCUGGAUGCAUUUGGAGCCACUGGAAUAAUGGGCUUGCAGUGGGCCAAGCACCUGCGCAGUGCCGUUAACGUGACGAUCAACGACAUCAACGAGGCCUGUGUCAAUAUGAUUAAGGAGAACUGCCACCUCAACCACAUCCAGCUGGAGGGGGGGCAAACGGAAGACAGCGACGACAUCAAGACUGUGGAAGUGACGCAGAUGGACGCCAAUGUCCUCAUGCACCUGAGAGCUUUUGACUACAUACACCUGGAUCCUUUCGGUACGUCCGUGAACUACCUGGACGCCGCCUUCCGGAACGUGCGCAACCUGGGCAUCGUUUCUGUGACGUCCACCGACACCGGCUCGCUUUACUCCAAAUCCUUGAAUGUGACACUGCGCCAUUACGGCUGCCAGAUAGUCAGGACCGAAUACUACAGAGAGCUGGCGGCUCGCAUGGUUGUGGCAUCUAUAGCCAGGGCGGCUGCACGCUGUAAUAAAGGUAUCGAGGUUUUAUUGGCUGUGGCGUUGGAACAUUUCGUGCUGGUGGUGGUUCGGGUGCUCCGAGGCCCCACGCAGGCUGACGAGUCCGCCAAGAAACUGCGCCAGCUGUUGCACUGCCAGUGGUGUGAAGAGAGAGUUUUCCUCAAGCCUGGAAGUAUGGUGGAGGAGAAUCAGUACAGGCAGCUCCCGUGUCAGUGCCAUGGCAGCAUGCCGGGGAAGACCGCAGUUGAGCUGGGACCUCUCUGGUCAGGUUCUCUGUUCAACACUGGUUUCCUGAGGCGUAUGCUCUUGGCGGCGGUGCAGCACAGCAUGGAGGACAUUCAGCCUCUGGUGAAGACUCUGAUCUGUGAGGCAGACUGCACCACACUCAAGACCUUCUCUGUCACAGGCCAACCGAUGCUAGCCAACCAAGUGGAGUGUGGUGUCGUCAUCAAAACUUUACAGAAGGUGGCGGAAGCAGACACCAUUGAGCAAUCAGGUAAGCGGAGGAUUGGAGAGGAGUCCAGUAACGUGGUGAAGAGGCUGAAGUCAGACGCUUCUCUGGAGCACCCUGCGUUUUACUACAGCAUCCAUCGCCACAGCAUCCGCGGCAUGAACAUGCCCAAGUUGAAUAAGUUCCUGCAGUACCUGACUGAAGCCGGAUUCAGGGUGAGCCGCACACACUUUGACCCUACAGGAGUUCGCACCGAUGCCACACUGGACCAGUUCAAGUCGGUGCUCACUAAGUACAGCGUGCCGACCUACAGCUCCGGGCCUCCUGGGAGUCUCAGCACAGAGGGUGUGACGGCCAAAAAGGACUGAACGUGAACAAACCAAACAGCAAUAUUUAAAAAAGAAUAAUAUUAAUCUGCUGCUGUUGUGGUAAAUGUUGAUGCUCUGGCAACAGGAUGCCACAUGAUGGCAUCUUAGAACUAGUGUACUAAACAGUAAAAACCACGUCACACCAUCACACCAGUACUGAUUCAUCUGCAAACCUGAGCCGGGUUUCCCACCGAUCACUUGCUUUCAGAGCUUUUUGGGAAACUCGUCCCAUUAAGUAGGAAAGCAUUAACAGGAAUAUUUUGCAUUUCACCGGGGACCAGUAUUUGUGCUUCCUGCUUGCUAGGAAGUUUAUAUUAAAGGUUUCAUUCUUGAUGUGUGGUUACUAUUUAGUACAUUUAUAUGCACAGGGACCGUAUUGCACUGAGACUUCGUGCCAUGUUUGUUUUACUGUUGUUGGGUUUUUUCUCCUCUAUUUGUCAAACUGAGCCUGUAUGCUUUCGGUAUCUAAGCUUUUAUUUAUUUUUUUUGCCAUGUUUUGGAAUGUGAUUAUUUUAAAAGCUGUUUGACCUUUUUAUUAUGCUUGGUGUGCUUUUUUUUUUUUUAACUGUACAGCAUCUGAGCUGCCUAUUCAGAUUUAUACAAGAAAUGUUCAUUAGAUUAUAUAACAUAAAUAAACUCAAUACAAACUUCUGUGUA
Silurus meridionalis is the source of this 2747-nucleotide messenger RNA. It is a transcript of the gene trmt1l, whose product is annotated as tRNA methyltransferase 1-like. The transcript has 16 exons. Gene Ontology annotation, biological process: tRNA N2-guanine methylation. Bases 36 to 2090 code for a protein of 684 amino acids. The record is from RefSeq and is a predicted model, not a curated record. Gene Ontology annotation, cellular component: nucleus. Lineage: Eukaryota; Metazoa; Chordata; Actinopteri; Siluriformes; Siluridae. Gene Ontology annotation, molecular function: RNA binding.